GCCAUUCGACGGCAUUCGAGUUUGGUCACCGAAAGAAUCCGCUUCACAAAAAAUGAGUACCGAAAAGUGGGAGGACAACGAGGAAAUUAAAAUAUUCCGCGAAUAUUUGCGUAUAGCCACCGUGCAGCCAAAUGUGGAUUACACCGAAUGCGUGGAGUUCUUGAAGCGCCAGGCCCACAGCUUGGACCUUCCAGUGGAUGUGGUCUACCCCGUGGAGAAAAAGCCAGUGGUGGUCAUCAAGUGGGUGGGCAGUGAACCCGAACUGCCCUCCAUCAUUCUCAACUCACACACUGACGUGGUUCCUGUCUUUCCCGAAAAAUGGACCCACGAGCCCUUCAGCGCUGACAUUGAUGAGGAGGGUCGGAUCUUCGCCAGAGGAACUCAGGACAUGAAGUCCGUGGGUACUCAGUACUUGGGAGCCAUCCGCCUCCUCAAGGCAGCCGGCUUCCAGCCCAAGAGGACCAUUAACGUGACCUUUGUGCCAGACGAGGAGAUCGGCGGAGAACUGGGCAUGCAGGAGUUCGUCAAGACGGAGUACUACAAGAACCUGAAUGUGGGCUUCAGCCUGGAUGAGGGCGGCACCAGUGAGACUGAUUUGUUCUACGUCUUCUAUGCCGAGAGGAUGCGAUGGGGCAUGAAGCUCAACUUUGGUGGCACUGCCGGACACGGUUCCAUGCUUUUGCCCAACACCGCUGGCGUGAAACUGAACUACGUCCUGAACAAGCUUUCGGAGUUCCGCGAGUCGCAGGUCCAGCGACUGGCUCGGGAUCAGACUAUUAACAUCGGUGACGUCACUACCAUCAAUCUCACACAGCUCAGUGGCGGCGUUCAGAGCAAUGUCGUGCCCCCACACUUCGAGGCUGUCUUCGACAUGCGGCUGUCCAUCACCCUAGACGUGGUGGCCUUCGAGAAGCAGAUCCACGACUGGUGCGAGGAGGCUGGCGGCGGCAUCGAGAUCACCUUCGACGAGAAGGAACCCUAUGUGGAGCCCACCAAGAUCGACGACUCGAAUCCCUUCUGGGUGGCCUUCAAGGCAGCCACAGACGAGCUGGGCCUGAACAUCUAUCCCAUUGUCUGUCCCGGAGCCACCGACAGCAGGAACAUUCGUGCCCAGGGCAUCCCAGCUUUUGGAUUCUCUCCCAUCCGAAACACCACCAUGCGCAUCCACGACCACGACGAAUUCCUGGGAGCGGAUACCUACUUGAAGGGAAUUGAGAUCUACAAGAAAAUUCUGAGCAACCUCGCUAACGUCUAAAACAAAUUCGAAAUACUGUAUGUACUAGGAACUUAUCAGAAAUAAAGAUUAAUUAACUUUGCAACAAGUUGAUACCAAAAUACCAA
Drosophila bipectinata is the source of this 1341-nucleotide messenger RNA. RefSeq names its product aminoacylase-1. Gene Ontology annotation, molecular function: aminoacylase activity. Gene Ontology annotation, cellular component: cytoplasm. The record is from RefSeq and is a predicted model, not a curated record. Gene Ontology annotation, biological process: amino acid metabolic process. NCBI's taxonomy places the organism in Eukaryota, Metazoa, Arthropoda, Insecta, Diptera, Drosophilidae.